This is a messenger RNA of Mesorhabditis belari, 318 nucleotides long. NCBI's taxonomy places the organism in Eukaryota, Metazoa, Nematoda, Chromadorea, Rhabditida, Rhabditidae. The record is from the annotation of a GenBank genome assembly.
AUGUUCCUAAAUUUCCUUAUUCAAUGCAUCCUUUUUUGUAUUUUUCAGAAUUCUUUCUUUGUCACUUCAGCCACGUGUAAGUCUAAUGAAUAUUGCCCACAAAAUUGGGAAAUUUUGAGAAGAAAUGAUCAAUCAGCUUAUACAUGUGAUCCGAUGAACGGAGAGGUUAAAUGUCCAAAGCCAUACAAAUGUGUUCAUUCAAAGUGUGGAAUCGCUUUUUGUUGUGCACAUUUGGCAGCUUUGGAGAAUUGGCGACGAGAAAAGGAGAUUGAAGAAGAGAUUUUGAAAGGAGAAAAUGAUGGCGAUGAUGGGGAAUUG